AUGCCUUCCCAAAACGCAUCCAAGGCUCUGCCCGUGGCGCCCCUCAGCCUUGAUGCUUUAACCAUAAUCAUCAAAUCGAAGGUUCCGAAAUGGACCCUAUCAACGGCAGUCUUGACACGACGGCCCCAGGAUGUGGUGCUUCAAACUGGCGGUUUGCUGAGGCACCGCGCGACCGAAGGGCUGACAAGCUUCAAGCUGUGCAACGUUCCUGGCACUAAUCAGCAGCACCUCUCCACCUCCCCUGGAUCCUCACAUGCAGCGAUGGCCCGGAAUUGGCUGAUGUACGCGAGAAAAGGGCUGAAGACGCUCGACGAUGACUGGCAGAAGAACCCGCAGAAUGCUUGA
Molecule: messenger RNA, 345 nt
Organism: Verticillium alfalfae VaMs.102
Lineage: Eukaryota; Fungi; Ascomycota; Sordariomycetes; Glomerellales; Plectosphaerellaceae
Exons: 2
Coding region: 1-345 (114 amino acids)
Source: RefSeq, a predicted model, not a curated record